AUGAUCUUUCACGAUGCUUCUGUCAUUUUUACUUGCAACAACAGUUAUUGAAUUGGGGGGAUCUUGACGCAGAGGCGGUGGUGCCUGAAAGGCGUGACGUGGAUGCGUGUAAAAUGAGUUACUUCUCGCUGCUUCCAGGGUUCAACGACGACCCGGAUGAACUCGCCGUGCACUUCACUGCGACGUGGUCGAUGCCGUCACGUGAUUAUAAAAAGAGUCCUGCUGGGCAUGUGACACAGUUGACGUUGCCGCAGGGAUGUUUCACUGGACUGCAGCGUGUCCUGGCGAAGCUCGCAGGACGCUCCGGGAAUCAUCCACUGCGGCGGCGCACCGUCUUUGUUGGAAUUCACCCGUCGAGCAUCAUGAAGGACCCGUCGAAUGUACUUUCGUUCAAUAGGCGUUUCUGCGGUUUGAUGUGCGGUUUGGCCAUUGUUGUGCUUGUAAUAAGCGGCCUAAUGGUGCUGGUGACAGUCUUGUUCAUGAGCUGCAGGCGAUGGAAUGCCGAAUAUUGGAUAGAUGAGGAACUGGGGCAGGCCGGCGCAGUCGGUGGCGUCAGUAACUCUGACCACACGAGGCGCAGCAGUCUUUCGAGGCCGCGUUCGAGUGAGGGCCCGGAGAGGAAAAAGCCGGAGGCGUCGCAGCUGCGAAAAGCAGGAGCAGCAUCCGGGAGACGUGCAUCCAGGGCCCCUGCGGUGGGAUUUCGUUGA
Molecule: messenger RNA, 707 nt
Organism: Trypanosoma cruzi
Lineage: Eukaryota; Euglenozoa; Kinetoplastea; Trypanosomatida; Trypanosomatidae
Exons: 1
Source: RefSeq, a predicted model, not a curated record